CCAAAGAAUCCAGAUGGGCGAAACAUUUCGUAUAACAGUUUUCUGAAAAUAUUCGGUGCUCCUUUUUGAGAAGGAUUUUGUCGCAGUUAUAUACAUCCCCAGAAUGUGUACAGUGGAGAAAACCUUCCAAAAUAUCAAUGGAAAAGUGCUGCGAGUACGAGUGGAUACUUUCUCUGAUAUUUCAAUCACAAUUCUCGUGGAAAAUACAGAAAGCACCAAAGAAAGAACGAGACUCUUGAGACUGGCCUUCCUCACCAGCAGUCUUUACAUCGGUUUCGUGCUCCUCACCGGAAUAUUUAGUUCCAUAUUCAGUCAUGUUUUAAUGUUGUCUCUCGUCUUGAUUCCUCUUUAUCUGCAUCUGCAUGUCAUCGAGUCAGAGAGUGUGACUUUCAUUCGUCAGUUUGGGUUACAAAACACAGUGAAAUACUGCAGCGGAAGAGUGAAAAAUCGCUUGAUUCCCAUGCAUUCCAUCCAUGACAUCAUCAUCAAUGAAGUUAUUCAGAAGCAAAGGGUAAUUUUCAUUCUACAAGUUCUCCUGGAGCAGGAAACAAAAGAGACAAUUUUCUCUCUUUUCGAGGUAUUAUAUAUUACCUUAGAAAUUGUCAAUUAUACUUAUUUUACGAUACAAAUAUUUCAGCAAACGCAGCCAAAUUUGCUUUGUCUGGAAUUUAUUUACAACCUACUUCACGGGAAGUGGAAAAAAUCCUCUUCGGAAAAAUCGCAAUUUUAG
Phlebotomus argentipes is the source of this 730-nucleotide messenger RNA. RefSeq lists its product as uncharacterized. Lineage: Eukaryota; Metazoa; Arthropoda; Insecta; Diptera; Psychodidae. The record is from RefSeq and is a predicted model, not a curated record. Gene Ontology annotation, cellular component: glycosylphosphatidylinositol-N-acetylglucosaminyltransferase (GPI-GnT) complex. The coding region runs from base 104 to 730 and encodes 208 amino acids. Gene Ontology annotation, biological process: GPI anchor biosynthetic process. The transcript is spliced from 4 exons.